Molecule: messenger RNA, 2736 nt
Organism: Cephus cinctus (wheat stem sawfly)
Lineage: Eukaryota; Metazoa; Arthropoda; Insecta; Hymenoptera; Cephidae
Gene: gcm
Product: transcription factor glial cells missing
Exons: 6
Coding region: 596-2692 (698 amino acids)
Biological process (GO): gliogenesis; regulation of transcription by RNA polymerase II
Cellular component (GO): nucleus
Molecular function (GO): RNA polymerase II cis-regulatory region sequence-specific DNA binding; DNA-binding transcription activator activity, RNA polymerase II-specific
Source: RefSeq, a predicted model, not a curated record
ACUUUGAGUCGCACGCACCACGCAUCUCGUACUACGCACUACGCACAAAACGCAAGCGCGACAAUCGUGCGUCGCGAGUGGUUACCUCAGUGAAGACAAGAAUUACUAAGCUUUUCGUACAACGCGUAUCCGACUUAUGGGAUGCGACGACGGAUACUGAAGACGCAGUGGAAACUAAUGAAUUUCUUAAUUAACGAAACAAUGAGUUAAUUCAAUAUCAGUACCGAAAGUGAAUCGAAGGAACAUUGCUCAAGGACUGCCUUGAAUUUGUGCUUUUCUAGCAUUGAACACUGUGGCUCUUGACGUCCCUUAAAAAUGUAUUGCUCUUAUCAAAAUCUAAAAUUACUUCUUCGCCAAUCUAACGCAUAUCAAACGGUAUGACCAGGACAUAAAUUCAUAUCAGUGUACUGACAAACGAAUCCUUUAAAUACUAAUCGUUAUUUACUAGUCAAAGAAAUAGUGUAUACGGUUGGGGCUUGAUGGCACCAAAGAAUCGCACCUAGCUGUGUACUAGUGAUAAAAAAGAUAAUUAAACCAGACCAAGUACCGAUUGUGACCAGAGACGAGACAUCAUAUUACCCAAGGAUCCUCGACUAUGGUUGUAUUGAGUCGCGUGGGGUCGCCGACGAUGUCAGCGACUGUCGCCGGUAACCAGCAACAGCAACAUCCCCAUCAGGAGUGGGAUAUCAAUGAUUCCAAUGUUCCCAGGAUCGUAGAGUACGACCCCUGGUGCGAGUGGGCAGACGGACACGUCAGAAGAGUUUACGGACCUGAUUGCGAGGAAGCGCGACGACAUGCCUCCGGAUGGGCUAUGAGAAACACGAAUAACCACAACGUGAGCAUCCUCAAGAAGUCCUGUCUGGGUGUUCUUGUUUGUUCGCAAGGUUGCAUACUGCCAGGAGGUGGUAGUGUGCAUCUGAGACCAGCAAUAUGCGACAAGGCACGAAAGAAACAGCAGGGAAAACCCUGUCCCAAUAGACAAUGCACAGGACGAUUAGAAAUAUUGUCCUGUCGUGGACAUUGCGGCUAUCCUGUCACUCACUUCUGGCGGCAUACGGAACAUGCCAUUUUCUUUCAAGCUAAGGGUCAGCACGAUCAUCCACGUCCUGAGGCUAAAUCUACUUCCGAAGCCAGGAGGAGUGUCGGCGCUGGCAGACGUGUUCGUGGAUUGGCAGUUUUAUUGGCCAGAGAAGCCGCCCUGGGCUCUAAGUUAAUGUCUCUGCGGGGAACUAAAAGACCAAAUACAGAAGCUAUCGAACAACCUCCGAGAACGACGCAACCUCCGCCCUUAAUAUCGGACAAAGGAUAUUCCUGCUCCUGUUCGCCUUUUGAAUGCGUAUGCGGACUUCAGACGAGCAUACCUUCGUAUCAGCAGACACAGCAUCAAAACACCAUGUACCCUCAACCAAAUUCUACGAACGAGACUCCCUAUUGGAUCCAAGAAGCUGUACAGAGUCACGAAAAUACCCUGGGCUAUUGUUUACCCAACCAGGUCCCGCAGGAAGCCUCGUAUCCAGAUUUCCCUUCGUUCACCGGCGACCUUUUUCAGCCUGAAGAAAUUUUCCAAUUGGAUCAACCGCUGAGACCAGACUUCCCAAUGAAUCCUCAGGACAUUGCUCGUUCACCACCGACCUUGCUCGACCUUGGCAGUGGUACUAUAAAAUACGAGAUCAAACAGAAUCAGGAUCAGGCUUAUUGGAGCCAGCUUCUGAGCGAGGACUCCAGCAGCAGUCAUUUGAGCCUUCCUCAAGCUCAAGACGAGAGACUGCAGUUUCCAGGCUUUGAAUCUGAAAAGGACGUCAAUGGUUUCCAUUCUAGAAGACCCGUUAAUUGUUACGGCGACGAGAAAGGUGCCAAUCACAAUCAGAGCAUUACGGACCCAAUGAAUUAUCCCACCUAUGCAAGACCUCAGGAUCAGAAAGACUUCGCAAGUGAUAACAUCAAGUACGAUCCGAAGAAUGAUCCUGGACAUACCUACUGGACUCAGGGUUACGAAAAUAGGUCCCACUUUCCUAGUUUUCAGGCCCAAAAAGAGGACAAUGCCCUCGCCACCCGUAGACCGCCCACCUGUUUCGUCUCGAACAAAGAGCCCAGUCAAACUCAGCCGCUUAAUGAUCGAAUGAACUAUCCUGUCUACCAGAAGCCACCGCCGACAAAUCACAAAUCGAUGACUCAAGCUUCAAAUCUGGACGAGACGAUUCAUCCUAGUCACAGUCCCGUCCCGGAGAGCAAUGUAACACCUUUUGGAAAUUUCGAGGCUUAUCAUCAAAUGAUCGACACAAGCGUCAUAAAGAGUCCUACUGAACGUUCACCGAUACCAGGUCAUAGAGUCCUAGAUGACAGAUUAACCUACGUCAAUCCCACUGAACAGAGCUCCGCCCUUUCUGAGAGACUCUACCCAGAUCAGACCUCAGAGACUACCGUCCAGUCUCAAAGUAGUCCUGAACCCUUCUUCUACCCCAGCAACGAACGCUGCCAUUACACGUGCGAAGUCCUGGACACGCGAAUCCCCCAGAUGCCGCUACCUGCUGGGCACAAUGUUAACUAUUCCGAAGUUGCUGACCUGGAGGUACCGCCAUUCGUGGAUUAUACCCUAGUGGGCAUGCUGUGUAGCCCUGGCGAUGAUGAUCCCUCGCCGGGAUUACUUCCUGCUUGCACUCAGCCUAGCCAGACUUACGUUCCCAAUCACUAAACGAUAGACAACGUUGACUUGUACUUGUAUUAUAAAUAAAUAAU